UGUAAAAUGGCUCCCAUGGUUGGGAAAGACAUUAGCGAGCGUCUUAUCCUCCCUAGGUUUUGCGAGAUGUGCUGUGAUUGCAGAAUGUUUCACGUUCGAAAGGUCUGUGCUGCCAAUUUUGGGGAUAUUUGCAGUGUAGUUGGCCAGCAAGCUACUGAGGAAAUGUUGUUGCCCAGGUUUUUCCAGCUUUGUUCUGACAAUGUAUGGGGAGUGCGGAAGGCUUGUGCUGAAUGCUUUAUGGCAGUUUCAUGUGCAACAUGUCAAGAAAUUCGACGGACUAAAUUGUCAGCACUAUUUAUUAAUUUGAUCAGUGAUCCCUCACGUUGGGUUCGCCAAGCAGCUUUUCAGUCUCUGGGACCUUUCAUAUCUACUUUUGCUAAUCCAUCUAGCUCAGGCCAGUAUUUUAAAGAAGAAAGCAAAAGUUCCGAAGAUGACUCAUCAAUAGAAGGCAAAAAUAGGACCAGUGAUGGAGAAGAUAACCCUAAGGAUGCACAGACUCAACCAGAGAUGGCAUCUUCACAUCUCAGUGUUGGCAAUUCCAGUGUCAAACUGGCAAGCACAGUGGAGAAGCAUGCUGAACGCACUAGUAGGUCUCCAGGUGAAAUAAGUGUUCCAGUGGACAGCAGCUUACUUUGUACUUUAUCAUCAGAACCUCAUCAGAAUGCAGCUAUUAAUGGGAAUGAUAAAAAAUCUAGUAACUACAAAUCUGUACUGCUGCCAGGUGUGAGCACUAGCUCACAAGAUUUCAUUCUCUCGGACCAGGAAUUAUACAACUCUUUCCAUUUCUGGAGGACUCCUCUUCCUGAGAUCGAUAUAGAUAUAGAACUUGAACAGGACUCUAUGGAGAAACUCAUCCCAGAGAGACCAGAAGAAACUCCUGAAGUUACUAUGCCAUGUUCUCCAAAUACUACCAUGGCCACCAGAAAGGAACUUGAGGAAAUGAUAGAAAAUCUAGAGCCCCAUAUUGAUGAUCCAGAUGUUAAAGCACAAGUGGAAGUGUUGUCUGCAGCACUACACGCCUCUUGUCUGGAUGCUCACGAAGAGACCAUCAGUAUAGAGAAAAUAAAUGAUCUUCAAGAUGAACUGGGUGUAAAAGAGCUACCAAAUGUUAAAAUAAAGCAAGAUGAUUCUGUGCCCUUAAUCAGCGAUGCUGUCGAGAAUAUGGACUCUAGUCUUCACUAUAUUCAUAAUGAUUCAGACCUGAGCACCAAUAGUAGUUUUAGCCCUGAUGAGGAAAGGAAAUCUAAAGUACAAGAUGUUGUACCUCAGGCUUUACUAGAUCAAUAUUUAUCUAUGACUGAUCCAUCUCGUGCACAGACGGUUGACACUGAAAUUGCUAAGCACUGUGCAUAUAGCCUUCCUGGUGUGGCCCUCACCCUGGGCCGGCAGAAUUGGCACUGCCUGAGAGAAACUUAUGAGACCCUAGCAUCAGACAUGCAGUGGAAAGUUCGAAGAACUUUAGCAUUCUCCAUCCACGAGCUUGCAGUUAUUCUUGGAGAUCAACUGACUGCUGCAGAUCUAGUUCCAAUUUUUAAUGGAUUUUUAAAAGACCUCGAUGAAGUUAGGAUAGGUGUUCUGAAACAUUUGCAUGAUUUUCUGAAGCUUCUUAAUAUUGACAGAAGAAGAGAAUACCUGUAUCAACUUCAGGAGUUUUUGGUGACCGAUAAUAGUAGAAAUUGGCGCUUUAGAGCUGAACUGGCUGAACAGCUGAUUUUACUUCUGGAACUAUACAGCCCCAGAGAUGUGUAUGACUAUUUACGUCCCAUUGCGCUGAAUCUCUGUGCAGAUAAAGUUUCUUCUGUUCGUUGGAUUUCCUACAAGUUGGUUAGUGAGAUGGUGAAGAAACUGUACAUGGCGACACCCCCAACAUUUGGAGUUGACCUCAUAAAUGAGCUGGUAGAAAAUUUUGGUCGGUGUCCUAAAUGGUCUGGUCGGCAAGCCUUUGUCUUUGUCUGUCAGACUGUCAUUGAAGAUGAUUGUCUUCCAAUGGACCAUUUUGCUAUACAUCUGAUGCCACAUUUGCUCACCUUAGCAAAUGACAGAGUUCCAAAUGUCAGAGUACUUCUUGCAAAAACAUUGCGACAAAGUCUACUAGAAAAAGAAUAUUUCUUAAAUUCUGCCAGCUGUCAUCAGGAAGCUGUGGAGCAAACAAUCAUGGCUCUUCAAAUGGACCGUGACAGUGAUGUGAAAUACUUUGCAAGCAUUCACCCUGCCAGCACAAAAAUUGCUGAUGAUGCCAUGAGCACAGCCUCUUCCACUUACUAAAAAGCUUGAAUCUGUCUUUCCUGCCUACUAGAGAGCUGAAGUGCUUCUGAUGGAUAAUCUGGGACAGUCAUUUGUGAAGGAGGAAAGACUUUCCUCUCUUGCCAGACUUAAUUGGAGGUGAAAGUCACAUGUACCUGAUACCAGGGAUUUUAAGAGUCAAGAGAAAGUACAGCAAACACUAUUAUCUCAUCUUGACUUUAGGGAAAAUAAGUUCUCAGAGGAUUAUAAUUAUCACCGAAGCCUUAAAUCCUUCUGUCUUCCUGACUGAAUGAAACUUGAAUUGGCAGAACUUUUCAUUAUGGAAGGGACAAGAUCCCCAGAGAUCUUCAUUGCUGGCUUUAUCUAA
This is a messenger RNA of Chrysochloris asiatica (Cape golden mole), 2611 nucleotides long. RefSeq names its product protein phosphatase 4, regulatory subunit 1 (gene PPP4R1). Gene Ontology annotation, biological process: protein dephosphorylation. Gene Ontology annotation, molecular function: protein binding; protein phosphatase regulator activity. The transcript has 15 exons. Bases 7 to 2265 code for a protein of 752 amino acids. NCBI's taxonomy places the organism in Eukaryota, Metazoa, Chordata, Mammalia, Afrosoricida, Chrysochloridae. The record is from RefSeq and is a predicted model, not a curated record.